This is a messenger RNA of Acanthoscelides obtectus, 439 nucleotides long. The record is from the annotation of a GenBank genome assembly. NCBI's taxonomy places the organism in Eukaryota, Metazoa, Arthropoda, Insecta, Coleoptera, Chrysomelidae.
AUGGUCAGGCGUACAACUAUAUUUGGAAAUGUCAAGUCGAAAAAACUAAAUUUUGGGAGGGGACUUCCUUCCACUAUCGGAGGGCCAUCUUGUUCUGUUCCGCUAGUGCCAGAAGACCUGAAAUUUUCCUCCUUUUUGCCAGGGGCAUCUUCGUUGGAUUGAUCUUAUUGUCUUCAGCCGCACUUUUCGCUAGACGGAACCACGUGACCCGACAUCAUCUAGGGUUUUUUAUUUUGGGGGGAAUCUUCGCUACUGAGAUCCAUUGACACGUUUUCUACCGGGGACCUCUUUCCGAGACCCUUUUUGCACCAUAGGGAUUCUUACGUCAUCGGUUUUGAAGCCUUCCUCGCCGAUUUUAAAUUAGUUAGUCAAUAAGCAUUAAGGGAGAUCUCCUAGUUUGGCUGCCUUAAAUUUUUGUUGUUAGCCGUUAGUAGAUGUA